Messenger RNA from Hyla sarda, 9787 nucleotides. RefSeq names its product matrix remodeling associated 5 (gene MXRA5). The transcript has 8 exons. The record is from RefSeq and is a predicted model, not a curated record. The coding region runs from base 574 to 8967 and encodes 2797 amino acids. Gene Ontology annotation, cellular component: extracellular region. Lineage: Eukaryota; Metazoa; Chordata; Amphibia; Anura; Hylidae. Gene Ontology annotation, molecular function: protein binding.
AUGAGUCCUUAUUCUAAGGUUCAUGCUCCCAGUCUUACUUGUUCCCUAUCUUGGAUCACUGCUUAAUAUUUCUAAAAAGUAUUUCAUGCCGGAUGAUUCUGAAAUGAAAUUUUGCUUCAGACUUUUCAGUCCUUAAAGUGCCAGACUUGACUAAUAUUUGGAAUAUUCUGCCUCAGGCUCUGGAGCUCUUCAAUGGAUUUGUGUCUGAAUUUCUACUUAUCAUAUAUUUGUGCUUCCUCUAAGUGGAUAAAGUGAUAACGUAAUACAAAGCACAAAGGAUUAAAAACACUAAAUCACAGAAGAAAGGAAAGAGAAAAGUAAUUCUGAAGUUUUCGCCUAACAUCCCAGUUACUGAUGGAGAAUGGACUGUGACAGACUUGUGUGACAGUACUACAAUAUUGCCACCAGACAGAGCGGAAGAGAUCGGAGGGGUUGAGCGGGUCAGUCGGAGACGAAACCGCCGGGGGAUAAUCUGAAAUAUCGUCCUCCUCAAGAAGCUCCGGACUGUGUGCGCGCGAAGGAGGUGACGCCAUCUUGUUGCGGGGACCGGAGUGAAAUAAAUCAGGAUCAAAGAUGAAGACAGUAACCAGAAUAUACCAUGGGAUACGGUUAUGGUUGUUUCCGUUUAUCAUCAUAUCAUUGAGGUUUCCACACACGGCCUUUUCCUGUCCUAAACCAUGUGCCUGCUAUGUCAGCUCUGAAGUUCACUGCACAUUCCGAUCUCUAGCAACUGUACCAACAAGGAUUCCAAAAAAUGUGGAAAGAAUUAAUUUAGGGUUCAACAGCAUCCAGUCUAUUCCUGGACAUGCAUUCUCUGGAUUAUCCAAAUUAGAGAUGCUUUUAAUUCACAGCAAUGAUGUGCAAAAUAUUCCUAAUGGGGCUUUCAAAGACUUGAGUUCCCUACAGGUUUUUAAAAUGAGCUACAACAAACUGAACGUUAUCUCCAGCCACACAUUUCAUGGACUCUCUAGUUUAACCAGAUUACAUGUUGACCAUAAUAAACUGGAAUUUAUACAUCCCAAUGCGUUCAGUGGAUUAACUGCCUUAAGGCUGCUUCAUUUAGAAGGCAACUUGCUUCAGCAACUCCAUGUCAACACUUUCUGCACUUUUAACUUUCUGGGCUACUUCAGACAAUCUACAUUGAAGCAUCUUUACUUAUCAGACAAUAUGAUUCAGACGCUCCCUGCUGGCAUGAUCCAAACAAUGCCACUGCUAGAGAACCUAUAUCUUCAUGGCAACCCUUGGGCCUGUGAUUGUCAAUUAAAAUGGUUACUUGAAUGGGAUGAACAGUCCAAUGGAGUGUUAAAAUGCAAGAAAGACAGGUCCUAUGAAAAUGGACAACUGUGUUCAAUGUGUUCCAGCCCAAGACAACUACAAAACCAAGAAAUUCAGAGCCUGAAAGAUAUGUCCUGUUCACGGCCUACUAUUUUCUCUCCACUCAGGAUAAACAGUAGUGAUGUUCCCUCCGAAGACGAUGACACAGAGCUUCAAUUGUUAGAGUUAAACAAAGAUUUUCUUGGGCAGAUUAUUUUAAAUAUGACAGAUGAGCACGGGAACAAAGUAAAUCUGGAUUGUCAGAUAAAGAAAACCGAAGAUUACAGUAAUAUUCAGUGGAACCAACUUCAGCAAGAAGAAAUUGAUGUUAAUGCAACAUUUAAUUUACAUUUUGAAUGUCCAAUGACUCGGGACAACUAUGAGAAAUUAUGGAAACUAAUUGCCUACUACAGUGAGGUUCCUGUGAAGUUGGAAAGAGAACUGCUGUUUACAGAUAGCUAUAAAACAACUUACAGAUAUAAACAGAACCUGGAUCAUGACUCCUAUUAUUACACAGGAGUCCGAGCAGUGAUAUCAGCAGAACCUGAAUGGGUGAUGCAAACAGUCAUCAAGAUUCAGCUUAAUAGAAGAAUGAGUACAGCAAAGAAAGUUACCCUAUCCUUCUCUACACAACUUUCCCAAUCAAUUCACACAAAAGAUAUUCAGUAUCCAAAGAAUAGUUGGGUCAUGAUCAAUAAAAAUGAAAACACCAAAACCUCAUAUAGUGUCAUUAAAGGAAGUGUUUGCCAAAUGUCUUGCCCUGUAAAGUCUUCAGAAACACAUACCAUAGAAUGGAGUUUGCCAGAUGGAACGACAUUGAAAGCUCCAUACAUUGAUCAAAAUAGUAGAUAUGCUAUAUCGGCAAGUGGACAGUUGAUGAUAAAACAAGCAGAUUUCCAAGAUUCUGGUGUCUAUCACUGUAUUGCACAAGUAAAGCAUGAGGUUGACACUUUGGCUAUAAGAGUGGUGGUGCAGCCUUCAUCCAAUGAGAUAUCUGAAAGCAACAUUAAAGUGGUCACUAAAACAGUUGGAGAACCUGUAACUUUACCAUGUAGUGCAGAGGCAAAUCCAAAUGCUGAGGUGAAUUGGAUUUUACCAAACAACAAUAUUAUUAAUUCGGUCACAAAUAAAUCUGGUGCAUACCUAUCAAAUGAUGGGUCAUUGCUCAUUCCAACUACUAAGCUUACAGACAGCGGCCUUUAUAGGUGCAUAGCUCUCAACCAGUAUGGAGUAGAUCAUUAUAGUGUGCAGGUAGCAAUACUAAAAAAGUACUCUGAGCAGUUGAAUAGAAUAACAAUAAUUAAAAAGCGUCCUAUUGUAAAGGUUCCUUCAAAGCCCAUGUAUGAUCUAAUAGAUGAUGACAGGGGAUCUGGUGAGACAGAUAUACAAGAGGAAACAGACAAAUACAAGCUUAAGGACAGAAAAAAAUCUGAAAAAGAUAAAAGUUCCAGAGUGCAAGGCAAAAAUAUUAGAAAAGAUAGGAAGAAGAUUAAUUCAUGGAAAAAUACAGAUAAAGAUGAAGAUAGUAAUAUAGCAGAAGGACGAAGGAAAUUUGAAUCAAGAAGGAGGAUAAUAGGGGGUAAUAAGCAGAUUGAUCCCAAGAAAUGGGCCACUAUUUUGGCUAAAGUUAGAGGGAGAAAUAAUCUAAAAACUACUGAUGUUCCAUUCCUAACCACUCCAGGAACCGUAACUACCCCGACCAAUAAUCAUGAAGACCCAACUCCUUCCUCCAUAUCUGAACCACUGUAUACAAUUACAGAAGUAGCCAGCAGUGCAGAAGAAGCAUCAGCAGAUGAUAGUGAUGAUGUAUUGCAUAUAACAUCUUCACCAAAAGUGACCAUAACACAAUAUCAAGACCCAGCAACACAGGUAGACCACAGUGUUACUAAGGAAGAGACAAAUGAAUAUAGUGAUGUUCCAUUUGUAGAGGAGAUCUUAGAGGAAACAAAAACGGAAUCAUCUAUAUUGCAGCAAAGUACAGCAAAUCCAGUCAAGUCAACUGUCGAAAAUCUAGAUAUAGAAGAUUCUAUUUAUUCAACAGGUGAGGAAGAUUUCAAGGCAUUUACAGAAGACAAUACGGGUAUUGGAAGUAUUGAUCCAACCAAUACCAUUGAAGCUGAAACAUAUCAAACAGAUUAUGUUCCAGAACAACAAGAAAAUCUUGUAGAUGAAGACAGUACUCCAAUGUCCAUUCAUACCGUUACUAUCAUGUCUAAUAAAGAAACAGAUCAUUCCGAAGAAGGGGAAAAAACAACAACGCCCAGAUUUGAUAAUACUCAACAUACUACACUUGAUACGUAUAGCGUUAAAACACCAGUUUAUCAAAAUCCCACAGAAUCAGAAAUUGACAGCGACAGCGAAAAUAUUUAUUUACCAGUGAAGACUGACAUGUCUUCUCCAUCUCCAAGGGAAACUAUUACUUCGGAACAUGAUCAAAUGGUCUCUAAAGCCAUAGAUAGUAUUAUACCUAAAUCAACUGACAUUUUUACAACAACAUCACCUCCUCUUGCAACUAGUCCUGUUUCGGAGGACAUUUUAUCUGCUCCAUUUGUUUCGCUGUCUCCUGAGAAUUAUAAACAUAUGACAGAAAAAGUAUCUACAACUAAAAGUAAAAAAGUAAUUAAGGUAAAUGUUGAAACUCAUCCAGAAACCACAACAGAAACAGAGCAACAUUUAUGGGUGACUACAAGUCCACAUACUAUUGUUACAACCCCAGGGACAACAACUAGAACUAUUCCUUAUACUACACAAAUACCAACAACAACAACUUCCUUUUCUACUCAGGCCAAUAUUCCAUAUCCUAGGAGAAGAAACAAUGGGAGACGAAGGUUCCGACCAAACAGAUUUCGACACAGACAAAACCAAAUUAAUUCUACAAUGUCAUCUGCGCAAAGUAAUUUCAAUUUGAUAACCCAAAAAAGACCAAUUUUUGAAGAGGAAAAGAUCACAAGAGUUCUGUCAAAUCAAGAUAAUGUCCUUUAUCAGCCAUGGGUAACUACUCGCCCAACAGAUAUUCAGUCAACUUAUCACGCCAUGGUUCCCUCUUUAGAAAAAGAUAAACAGAUUCUAUCUACUACUCCGACAGCUGAAGUAUUAUAUAAUACACAAACACCAGCCACGAAGGUGGAAGUACCACUUGCUCCACCAGUUACAGAAACAGAGACUUUAGACACUGUAGAUAUAUACAGUGCUAAAGAAUUAUAUACAUUAAAAUCUAUUGAAGAUGGACUAGAUAUGCAAGAGAAUGAACUUCAGACUGUGAGUGUCCCAAAUACAAAGAGCACCACACAAGAAUCACCUAAAACCAAACUAAAUCAGUAUUGGAAACCUGCUACAGGUAAAACUGAAGACACUGAACUUACAGAAUCUGGACCUGUCUUUGUAACAGAAUCAUCCCCAGUUCUUCUCACAAUUGAGCCUCCAGCAUCAACCACUCAUGGUGCCAGAACUCAGAGUACCAUGAAAUAUGAAACUUAUAGCCAAAAAGAUGUAUAUAGGCAGUCAACAACUUUACGUCCAACUCCCAAAAUUACCACCGCUGUUACAGAAAGCAGAAAUAAUCAAAGAUCAAUCAACUAUUAUAAUUCAAAUACCGUAACACUUAGCCACCCAUUUAGGCAGAAUGUAACACCCAAUCCUGGUAUGUAUACCACAGUUUAUCCAAUUAUGAGAUAUAGUUUUAUCCCUACCACACAUUUUUAUAUGACUUCUUCAAGCACACAACAUUUUCCAAUACAGCCUUCAGUUCCAAAGACGAAAUAUCAAGAAACAAUAAAUCAAGUUGCACCAACACAGAGUACUAAAAUAUUACAAACAAGUACUCUUCCUUCAAGAAUAAAUGAGCUAGAUGUAUAUUCUUCUAACCAGAAAAAAGUACACGUCCAGUCUAAACAAGAUCACAUUAAAGACACCCAUGGUUUAAAGUCAAACAACAGCCUUCCUUAUAACCCAAAAUAUCGUCAUCAACCCCGAAUAGUGAACAACUACCAUCAAGGAAUAGUUCCAUCAUACUAUAAUCCAGCCAGAGGAAACAUAAGACAGACACACAUUGGAACCUAUGGACCUCUACGCUACUUUGUUACUAAACAGCCAAUUGUAAUAACCAAUAAACCAGAGAUAACAGCUUAUACUGCACAUACAGUACAAAAUGUCCAGGAAAAGAAAGUAAACACUACACCCAUGUCAACAACUACUCCUGCAACAACCACUACUACAGUUAUCCCAUUACACAGACCAGGACCAGUGACACCAAAUAGGUUUAAUCAGGGACAAAGAAUUACUCCCCAUUACAGACCAUAUGGAAAUAAUUUUAUAACUGAUAACAAAGGUAACUCAAUACGUAUUCCUUAUGUAAAUCCAUAUUACAUGAACCCAAGAAUCCCAUAUCGUUAUAACAGAACAAGGUUUUAUCAGUUCACUGUUACUUCCAAACCUAUUCCUCCAACUAUUUUAGCCCCAGCCAAUACAAAUAAUAAAGCCUGGACAACAUUAUCAAGCGCUCUAAGAACCACUGCUUCACAAGCUCCAUUAGUAACCCAAACUUUUACAACAACCACAACUACAACCACCCCUGCUUACUUUGUGCAAAGUCGCUCUUCUCAGCCAACUUCUACUGCCCAGCCAUUGUGGCAUUACCUUAAUAUUAACCAAAGACCUCGUCUUUCGACAAAUAAAGUAGAUCCAGCAAAGCAGCCUUCAUUAUUUAAUAAUGUACAAGAAAGCAAACCCAAGAUUGUGACUUCUGGCUACCAGUUUGUAUCUGUGCCAUUUGAGAUGGAUGCUGUUUUUCCAUGUGAAACAACUGGGGAACCCAAACCUUCCAUUAGUUGGACAAAACUUGCUACAGGUGCAGUAAUGUCCUCAAAAAAUAAAAUACAACGUUUUGAAGUCUUGGAUAAUGGGACACUGCAUAUACAGAAUCUUCAGCUUCAGGACCGUGGGCAAUAUACAUGCACAGCUCAGAACAAGCAUGGUAUUGAUAAGAUGACCGUCACUUUGUCAGUUGUGGCUCAGCAACCAAAAAUAGUGCUACCUCGUUUCAAGGAUAUCUUAGUAUAUCUUGGAGAUACAAUUACAAUGGACUGCAAUGCUAGUGGCCUUCCAUCCCCUCAUAUCUCUUGGAUACUGCCAGACAGGAAAAUACUAUACACUGUCUCUACUACAGAAUCUCAUGUAAUGCUGUUUGCCAAUGGAAGUUUAUCCAUUAAAGAUGUGACAUUUCCUGACCGAGGGAUUUACAAGUGUGUUGCUAGCAAUGUGGCAGGAACAGAUAGUUUGACUCUAAAGCUUCAGGUUUCACCCUUGCCUCCUGUAAUUCAACAGGAAAAAUUGGAAAAUAUUACACUACCACAGAGCCAUAGCAUUUAUAUUCAUUGUUCAGCAAAAGGUGCUCCUCCACCCACUAUUCGUUGGGUGCUGUUAGAUGGUACACAGGUUCGUCCUUCACAGUAUGCAAAUGGAAAUUUGUUUGUAUUUCCCAAUGGGACACUCUAUAUACGUAACAGUUCACCAAGAGACAUUGGGAAGUAUGAAUGCAUAGCGGCAAACAUUGUAGGUGCUGCCAGGAGGAUAGUGCAUCUAGAUGUGAGAAAAUUUCCAUCAAAUGCAAAGAUCACUACAAGUUCUCCCCAGAAAACAGAUGUGACCUAUGGUGGGACUCUUCGGUUAGACUGUGGUGCAGCUGGUGAUCCAUGGCCGAGAAUAAUGUGGAGACUUCCUUCUAAACGUCUGGUGGAUUCCUUCUUCAGCUUUGACUCGAGGAUCAAAACAUUUUCAAAUGGAACACUGAUAAUUUAUUCAGUUACUGAAAAAGAUGCAGGAGACUAUCUGUGCAUGGCAAGAAACAAGCUUGGAGAUGACUAUUUGGUUCUCAAAGUAAAUGUGAUGAUGAAACCUGCUAAAAUUCAGCAUAAAAAUGAUGUGGACCACAAAGUUUUGUAUGGUGAAGAUCUGAAGGUUGAUUGUGUUGCGACUGGUGUUCCCAAUCCUGAAAUCUCCUGGAGCCUACCGGAUGGAAGUAUGGUCAAUAAUGUCAUGCAGUCAGAUGAUAGCGGUGCACGCUCAAGAAGAUAUGUUGUAUUUAAUAACGGAACCUUGUUCUUCAAUGACGUUGGAAUGAAAGAGGAAGGUGAUUAUACCUGCUAUGCCGUAAACCAAAUUGGACAAGAUGAGAUGAGAGUAAGUGUCAAAGUAGUGGCAGAAAAAGCAGUUAUUAAGAAUAAAACUUACUCUGUUAUCGAUGUACCCUAUGGAGAUGUUGUCACUCUUUCGUGUGAAGCCAAAGGUGAGCCUGUUCCCAAAAUAAUAUGGCUUUCACCAGCAAAUCGACCCAUACCUGUUUCAUCUGAAAAAUAUCAAAUAUUCCAAGAUGGGACUCUUCUUAUUCAAAAGGCUCAAAGGUCUGAUAGUGGAAACUACACAUGUCUGGCACAAAACAAAGGUGGUGAGGAUAAAAAGGUGGUUCAUGUUCAUGUUAAUGUUCUUCCACCUAAAAUCAAUGGCUAUUCCAAUGCUAUAAUGACCAUAAAAGAAUCUGCCAUGAAAAAUUCCCAAUUAUUGAUCGAUUGCAAAGCUGAAGGAAUUCCAACACCUCGCGUUAUGUGGGCUUUUCCUGAAGGAGUAAUUCUUCCUGCUCCUUACUACGGUAACAGAAUCACAGUUCAUCGCAAUGGAACCCUCGAAAUAAAGGUUCUACGAAAAACAGAUUCUGUACAGUUGGUAUGCAUUGGAAGGAAUGAAGGUGGAGAGGCCAAGUUAAUCGUACAACUGACUGUCAAUGAGCCGGCAGUUAAACCUUACUUUAACAGUGACCACGAAAAUGUUGUUGUGGCCGAGGGACAGUCUGCUAAACUUAACUGCUCCGCCAUAGGUAUUCCACAACCAGACAUUAUAUGGAUUCUUCCGAAUGGGACACAGAUUACUAGUGGCAAUCAUUUCUACAGAAUGUUCCAUAGACAUGAUGGCAUGCUACACAUUGGUUCUAUGGCAGCUGCAGAUGGAGGGACCUAUUAUUGCAGAGCUGUAAAUGUUGCUGGAUCAGCUGAAAGAAAGGUCACUUUACAGAUUGGCCGUAAACCUCAAAUAAGUAAUAAUUACAAUAACUUAGUAAGCAUCAUCAAUGGAGAGACUUUGCAACUUCACUGCAUCACUCAAGGUGAAACAAAGCCUCAUAUCUCUUGGACAUUACCCAAUGGAGUGGUCAUCGAUGGUCCACAAGUUAAAGGUCGCAUUUCUCUGUUACAAAAUGGCACCCUUGUAGUGAAAGACACUACUGUAUAUGACAGAGGAAGUUACCAGUGUAAAGCAAAAACACAAUAUGGUUCAUCCACAAUAAACGUCCCAGUGAUAGUCAUUGCUUAUCCUCCCCGUAUAACUACUAGCCCUGCACCUGUUAUUUAUGCUCGACCAGGAAGCUCUGUCCAGUUAAACUGCAUGUCUAUUGGGAUACCAAAAGCUGAAAUAACCUGGGAGCUUCCGGAUAAAUCUCUUUUGACUGCAGGAGCUCAGUCUCGCUUGUACGGAAACAAAUUUCUUCAUCCUCAGGGGACAUUAGUUCUUCAACAUUCUUCAAAGAGAGAUGCAGGUUUUUAUAAAUGUACAGCUAAAAAUAUAUUAGGCAGUGAUACAAAAACAACCUAUAUACAUGUAUAUUAAGAUAAAUGAGAUCAAAUAUCCAGGUAAAAGCCCAUGACUGCCAUACAAGUGCAAAGUAUACUGUAUCAAUUAUUACAGACAUUCUCCCAUUAUGUCUUCAUAAAGUUUGCAGAAACGGCGUACCAAUCUACGGACAAAGCAAAAGCCAAAAAUUCAAUGAAUGAGACCAAAGGCUUAGAUGUACAUUAUAUCACAUGUUAAGGCUUUUGAAACUCAAUCACAUUAUUUACUGCUCACAUUUCUGAAUGAUACAGUGUUACAUUGACUUGAUCUGCACCUUAGUACCAAAGAAGUAUUAGUACUAUACACAUACUACAGUUAUAUGUGUUUUAUUCUUUAUUUGCAGAUGUUCUAUGUCCCUAUACCUCUUUAGCGUUCCAAUACCACUAUUUUUAAAGAAAAAGUAUAGCCAAAAUACAAGUUGCUUCUAUUAAAAGAAUAACCCUAUUAACAGUUGCCCAACACUUUAUGUUUCUCUAUAGGAGUAAUUUGCCUUUUUGGUAUAGUUUGUCUUUAGUGACUGUUAUGUGUGCAUCCACAUACUGAAUAACUAAUGUUCUGCAAUGCUGAAAGCCAGCCAUCUCAGUUCCCAUACGGGCUUUGAGAAAUUUGAACUUAUGAAUAUGCAACAGAAAAAUAUGACUACGGAUUUUGCUUUUUUGCAUAUGUUUUAUAUUCGUAAUCGAAUCAUGAGACAAAAAUUACCGCAAUCCCUGUCUCAUUUUUAUAAAUUAUUUGGUCUUUAAAAGACUUUGCUGAAAACUGUGUUUAUAUUAUUAUGAUCAUUGUACUGUACAUUUUACAAUAAAUAUUAUUUUCC